This is a messenger RNA of Ipomoea triloba (trilobed morning glory), 2018 nucleotides long. RefSeq names its product importin-5-like. The transcript has 13 exons. The record is from RefSeq and is a predicted model, not a curated record. NCBI's taxonomy places the organism in Eukaryota, Viridiplantae, Streptophyta, Magnoliopsida, Solanales, Convolvulaceae. The coding region runs from base 268 to 1881 and encodes 537 amino acids. Gene Ontology annotation, cellular component: cytoplasm; nucleus. Gene Ontology annotation, molecular function: nuclear import signal receptor activity. Gene Ontology annotation, biological process: protein import into nucleus.
UGUAAUUUGAUUAGGUAAAACAGCUUUGGGGGGAGAAGCAAUGAUCUUAAGCACUCCUAAUUUAUUAUUUUUGUUUCUGUAAUCCAGCAAAGAGAGACAAUGUUGGUAGACGCAGCUUUGGGAGCCUUAGGCUCAUUAGCUGAAUCAACCAUGGUAUCUCUCACAAUUUAUUUCAGGACUUAAUCUGAUCCAUCUUUCAGUUUUGCUAGUGACUCUGUCCCUUGAGUAAAAGUGCAGGAUGAGUUUCGACCAUUCUAUGGCAUCGUAAUGCGCUACCUAAAAAUUACGGUAGUAUCUGCAAAAGCGGAUUCUGAUUACUUUCUUGUAGCCAACUCCCUGAAGUGCAUUGCUGUGAUUGCGUUGGCAGUGGGGAAAAGUAUGUCAAAUGAUGAUGUUGAAGAAGUUGUUAAAGAUCUCAUCUUGUUACAAGAAUCUAAUUACUCUAGAAAAGAUGGCACAGUGAGGAGUUAUUUGCUACAAGCGUGGGGUGGUGUCUGCCGAUGUUUAAGGGUGGACUUUCUUGCUUACCUGAGUGUUUCCGUGCCUCAGCUGAUUCAGUCUGCUAAACGGACAGAUUACCUGACAGAUGAUGUUGAUAGUGAUGAUAAGCGAAGAAGUAUUAUCUUUAAGGAGAAGUUCUUGGCUUGUAAUACAAUAGCCUGCUUUGCUGCUAAUAUCAACGAAGGACUGCAUAUGUGGAUUAAGGAGGUUGUAGAUGCUGUUCUUCCACUUGUCAAUUUUAAACUCGAUGAACGAGUUAGAAUAGCUGCAGCAACAGCUAUGCCAUUACUGUUGCAAUCAGUUGCUGUUGCUGUGCAACACCAGCUUCCUAUUCCAGAUGUUUCUGGUUCUCCAAUUAUUACCAUAUCUGAAACCAUAAUGUCAGCUUUGAUUGAAGCCUUACAGGAACCAUCCAUAAAGUUUCGUGUGAUAAUGUUGGAGGCAUUGAAUCAAUGCAUUCAGAUUCCUCACACUUGUAUACAUAAAGAUAUGGCAACACUAUUUGUCAAAGGCAUAUCGAAACUCCUCUUUGCAUGCAUAAACAGGAAAGUAGUAAGAGAAUUGAGACUAAGCAGUCGCCAAAACUUGAGGACGGCAGAACUGCUGGACGAGGAAGUUCAGGAUGAGGAUAAUAUUUACAGACAAGUUCACAUUUGCUUGGGAACUCUGACGGAAAGGCUCAAGCCUUCAUUCUUGCCUUUCUUGGAUGGACUAUUGCCCUUUGUAGAUCAUCUUUGGAAAAAUGAUAAUAAAGCAAGGAAAGAAAGAAGAUUUGGCUUGAGUGUUUUUCAUGACAUUGCAGAGAACUGUGGAGAAGAAACUUUCAGACACUAUGACAUGUGCAUUCCAUUCCUGCUCAACACCUGCAAGAACCGCAAGGCUACAAAUCCAGCCCAGGAAGAGAUAGCUGCGUGUGCAAUUGGCAUUUGUGCGGACUUUGGAGGAGAAGUGUUUAAACCGCAUCUCCAAGAUGCAGUCAUUAGUCUAUUAGCUAUCAUUUCUCAGCCUGGUAACUUAACCCUAGAAUCCCUCAUGGCCAAAGAAGCUGCUGUUUCUGCUUAUGGGAAACUAUGUUUCUUGCUUACUGAAGAUGAUAGCAUAUACAAGCAUGUAGGGCAUUGGCUAAUGUAUUUGCCAUUAAGAUUUAAUUUGGAUGAAGCCAAAGCUGCCCAUGGUCUGCUUUGUUCCAAGAUUGGAGAGCCAGAGACUAAGGUUACUGGUCCUAAUGAUGCUUACAUUCCCAGAAUCAUUGUAGUUUUGACUGAGGUUCUGCGUGCUGGGCAGCAGUUAGCAACACCAGAUAUACUGGACAAGAUGAGUCUACAGCUGAAUAUGCUGCGUAGGAAAAUAACAGAGACCAAUGCUAUGGACAUAGAUUGAACAUUAUCGACUUAUAUGCAGGGCAUCUUGUCAUAGGAUUCUUGUAUAGUUGUAUGGAUGUAUAGCAGAGAAAACACUUGCCUAGUAUACCAUGUACAUGAUAAACAGUUAGAUCAAAUCACUAAAUUUUGCCCUUA